GUCACUUUUUCGUCCUCUUUCGUGUUCCCAAAAUUAAAUUAAAAAUCCGAAGAUCAGUAAAAUGCCUACAUCCUCGACCUGGCCGCGGACCUACCUCAACUGGAAGCGGGUGCUGUUCCUCUCGCUAAAGUGCGUCUACUUCAUGCUGGUGGUGAAGUUCAGCCAGAAGAGCCUGGAGAUGUCCGUCAAGAGCCGCCUGGCCCAGAGGCAGAGGCAAAGACUGCUUGAGGGACCGCAGAGCGGAGGAGAAGCACUCACUUGAUGGUCACAUGACGAUUCCUAUUUGUCCCAUUUGGAAAA
Molecule: messenger RNA, 300 nt
Organism: Drosophila rhopaloa
Lineage: Eukaryota; Metazoa; Arthropoda; Insecta; Diptera; Drosophilidae
Exons: 1
Coding region: 62-262 (66 amino acids)
Source: RefSeq, a predicted model, not a curated record